Teleopsis dalmanni is the source of this 7378-nucleotide messenger RNA. RefSeq names its product lysine-specific demethylase lid (gene Kdm5). The transcript is spliced from 7 exons. Gene Ontology annotation, biological process: chromatin remodeling. Gene Ontology annotation, cellular component: nucleus. Lineage: Eukaryota; Metazoa; Arthropoda; Insecta; Diptera; Diopsidae. The record is from RefSeq and is a predicted model, not a curated record. Gene Ontology annotation, molecular function: histone demethylase activity; DNA binding. Bases 489 to 5894 code for a protein of 1801 amino acids.
AUAAAAAAUUAUUCCCAGAAAAUAAAUUGGAGCGGCUUUGAAGCUUGAUGUUUUACGUAAACCGACCAAUUUGUAUGUUUAGUGUUAUUUAAAAACAAUUAGAAGUGACGGCGUACGUGAUCUAAACUUUUGUUUUACAUAUAUGUAAAAUUAUCUGCAAAAAGUUAUUAGCCUUGCCUAGCCUUGCCUCGCUCAAGUUGUACAAAUCGCCAAAAUCGCCAAAGUCGUCAAAGGUUUACAUUUUUGGGAUUAGAGUGCACAACGGUCACACAAUCACACAGUCACAUUAUUUUGGUUUGUUGGAAGAUUUGAAUCGAAUCGAAUCGAAUCUUUGCUGCUAUAUGGCCAACCAAGGGGGCAACAAAACAAUGCAUCUUGCCGCUAGCAAAAAUAUAGAAAAUCAGAAAAUAUGAAAAUCAAGAGAACUUUAGCAAAAUAAACAGUUGAGAAGGAAGGAAAGAAAGAAAGGAAAUAAUUAUUGAACAAAAAUGUCUACAAAACUAACAACUGCAACAGAAACCAGUCCAAAUAAUAAUGCAGCAUCAACAUCAUCAGCUGCAUCAAAUGGUAACACAACACCAGCUCGUCGUCUACGUACCCGCCAUUCUACCUGUGCUAAUACAAGUGUUGGAGAAUCUACAAAGAAAAAUUUAAAUUUGACUGAGCGUGUAUAUUUUAUAAAUGAUUCAAAUGUAAACGAUGCUUCUGUGCCUACCACAACUUUUGACGAAAAGCUACCGACAAACGUAAUUGGUACCAAUAACAGCUCUGGAAAGAAAUAUCAUAACAGUUGCCCACAUCCGACGAAUACAGUACGCAGUAAGAAUCAAUCACCUACACAGCCACACAGCUCUAGCACAUUCAGUAUGAAUAAGAACGAGGGAUUCAAUUUUGAUCCACCACCUGAGUGUCCUGUAUUUCGUCCGACGGUCGAUGAAUUUAAGAAUCCGCUAGCUUAUAUAAGUAAAAUUCGUCCAAUCGCGGAGAAAUGUGGUAUUGCAAAAAUUUUACCACCAGAAUCAUGGUCACCACCAUUUGCUGUUGAUGUAGAUAAAUUAAAAUUUACUCCACGUGUUCAACGACUUAAUGAGUUAGAAGCGAAAACUCGUGUUAAAUUAAAUUUUUUAGAUCAGAUUGCAAAGUUUUGGGAAUUGCAGGGCUCUUCACUGAAAAUUCCAAUGGUUGAACGUAAAGCACUCGAUUUAUAUUCGUUACAUAGGUUAGUGCAAGAAGAAGGUGGUAUAGAACAAACGACUAAAGAGCGCAAGUGGACGAAAAUCGCAAAUUUGAUGUCAUAUCCUCCUAGCAAAAGUGUAGGAGCUACACUUAAAGCGCACUAUGAGCGUAUUCUAUAUCCUUAUGAAGUAUAUACAUCUGGUAAAUUAGGUCAAAGCUCCACUCCUCCAGAUUCCCCUGUACCGGAUGUUUCUAUUAAACUUGAAGAUGGAACUGAUUACAAAGCACACGAAAUCAUAACGAGGCAGCAAAUCACACCCCCGAACGAAAGUAGUGCUCGGCGUUCCAAACGUUUUGCAAAUUCAAGCGCAAAUUGUGGUCUUGGCGCUAAUAAAGCAAUUACCAUUAAAACUGAGUGCAAAGAUGAUAUCAAACCAAAUCAGUGUUUAAAUUACCCUGGUUGUCCGGGCACAGGAGAAGGACGUACAUGUAUUUGUUUUGCUAAUCCUGUAGAAAAGAAAUUCUCUGAAAAUAAUUAUUUUGAUCCGUUACUUAAGUAUGUGUGUAAUAUAUGUAACCGUGGCGAUGUGGAGGAAUCUAUGCUAUUAUGUGAUGGUUGUGAUGACAGUUAUCAUACCUUUUGUCUUUUACCACCACUUACAAGCAUUCCUCGAGGGGAAUGGCUUUGUCCACGUUGUGUUGUAGAGGAAGUAAGUAAACCUACGGAAGCUUUUGGAUUUGAGCAAGCUGAACGUGAAUAUACUCUGCAGCAAUUCGGACAAAUGGCUGAUCAAUUUAAAAUGGAUUACUUCCGAAAGCCAGUACAUUUAGUUCCUACUUCUUUAGUGGAACGUGAAUUCUGGCGCAUUGUAUCCUCCAUUGAUGAGGACGUUACUGUAGAGUAUGGUGCAGAUCUUCACACUAUGGAUCAUGGUUCCGGAUUCCCAACAAAAAGUUCUCUUUAUUUGUUACCAGGCGAUCAGGAAUAUGCUGAAUCCAGUUGGAAUUUAAAUAAUCUUCCUUUACUUGAAGAAUCAAUAUUAGGACAUAUAAAUGCUGAUAUUAGUGGUAUGAACGCACCUUGGAUGUACGUAGGUAUGUGUUUUGCAGCUUUCUGUUGGCACAAUGAAGAUCACUGGAGUUACUCAAUCAAUUAUUUGCAUUGGGGUGAACCCAAGACAUGGUACGGUGUGCCUGGCAGUUGUGCUGAACAGUUUGAAGACUCAAUGAAACAGGCAGCCCCUGAGCUGUUUGCUUCACAACCUGAUUUACUACACCAACUUGUCACAAUUAUGAAUCCAAAUAUUUUAAUGAACAAUGGUGUGCCUGUUUACCGCACUGAUCAAAAUGCUGGCGAGUUCGUGAUCACUUUUCCGCGUGCCUAUCAUGCUGGUUUUAAUCAAGGUUACAACUUCGCAGAAGCUGUAAAUUUCGCUCCAGCAGAUUGGCUUAAAAUGGGACGUGAAUGUGUUAACCAUUAUUCGAUGCUGCGUCGCUUCUGUGUAUUCUCACAUGAUGAGCUUGUUUGCAAAAUGGCUUUAGAACCUGCAAAGCUUACUUUUGGCAUAGCUACGGCGUGUUACAUUGACAUGGCAGAGAUGGUCGACUGCGAAAAACGAUUACGCAAAUCUUUGUUAGAUUGGGGAGUCACUCGUGCUGAGCGCAAAGCUUUUGAACUUAUACCAGAUGACGAACGCCACUGUGGUGAAUGCAAUACAACUUGUUUCCUUUCAGCCGUGGGUUGUGAUUGUACCAAAUCAAUAGUAUGUUUGCGUCAUUUCACUGAUCUUUGUCAUUGCACACCCGAUAAACAUACAUUACUCUAUCGGUACACUUUGGAUGAGAUGCCGCUUAUGCUGCAAAAGUUGAAAUCAAAAGCACAGAGUUUUGAACGCUGGCUUUCCCGAUGUCGUGAUAUUGUGGAUGCGAGUACGCCUACUUCGGUUACUCUUGCGGAACUUCAAGAAUUAUGUAAAGAAGCUGAAGUCAAAAAGUUUCCAUCCUCGUUGUUGAUUGAUCGUUUAAAAGCAGCUGUAGUUGAAGCUGAAAAAUGUGUUACUGUUAUACAACAGCUUGGCAUCAAUAAGGUGCGUACACGAUCCGAUAACGUGGAACAGGCACAUUACAAACUCACAAUGGAAGAAUUGGAGUUAUUUGUUCAAGAAAUUGACAAUCUUUGCUGUAUAAUCGAGGAAGGUGUAUCGGUACGUGAGUUAUUGGUAUUGGGUAAGCAUUUUGUGGAACGAGCAAAUGCUUCACUUGAAUGUGGCUUGGACAAGUUGGAAGAAUCUGAACUUGAUGGGCUUAUAAUUGAAGGAAAUUCUUUGCGUAUUGAACUUCAUCAAAUGAACUAUCUUAAUAAUCGAAUUAAGCAAUUGAGAUGGUACAAAAAAUCGAUCAGCUUACUCACAUCUAGCACAAAACCUUGUUAUGCUGAUAUAGUAUACUUAUUAGAUUUAGCGAAUGCAGAAGUUGUACCGGAUGACCCCUUCAUAGAUAAAGAAAUUCGAAAAUUACAAGAAAUCGGAGCGUCAAUCGAAGCAUGGGAGCAACAAGCCAAUCAAUAUUUUCUUAAUGUAAUGCAACAGCAUCAUCUUUUUGAAGUAGAAUGUUUUCUUAAAACAGCUAAUAAUAUUGAUGGACAAGUGCCGACAUAUGUCAAACUGAAAGAUGCCGUACGUAAGGCUAGAGAGUGGUUGCGUUCAGUUGAAUCAUUACAAACUAAUGACCACUUUCCGUAUUGUCAUACCCUCGAAGCAAUAGUUCAGCGUGGUUGUAGUAUUCCAAUUCAGCUCGAAGAGUUAUCUCGUAUUGAGGAUCAUUUAAAACGUGCACAUGAAUGGAAAGAAAAUACAGCGCGUGCAUUUCUUAAAAAGCAAACAUUUUAUACUUUACUGGAGGUACUGAUGCCCCGUGCCGAACCAGUGAUUAUAGAUUCAGAUUUAAAAAAGCCAUUUAAAGAUGACUUCGUCAAAGAAAUGAGUCCAGCGCAGAUUGUGGAAUCAUUCAAAUGUGCAGAAGAUAAAGAAAUAAAAGAUAUGCGUGAUCUUCGUAAACAAAAUAUGAUAAAAAGUCCAUUAAGUGAUCAAUACUGCCUCUGUAAAACACAAUUUAAAGAUGUUAUGUACAAUUGUCAGCUUUGUCGAGACUGGUUUCAUGCCGGUUGUGUACCGUCACCACAUACAACUAUAGGCGCAACAGCUGGUUUUAAUGGAAAAUUAAAGUGGUUAUGUCCUUCAUGUGUGCGUUCUCGGCGACCACGUCUUGAAACUAUUUUACCAUUACUUGUAUCGUUACAAAGUCUGCCAAUACGCUUACCAGAAGAUGAGGCUCUACGAUGUCUUGCAGAAAGAGCAAUGAAUUGGCAAGAUCGCGCACGUAAAGCGCUUUCUAGUCCCGAUGUUACUGCUGCUGUAGAAGCAAUCAGUAAUUCACAGCGGAAUAAAACAAUAAGACGCAAACCCGGUAAUUCUGCACUGCUAGGUAUCCGCAAACAGAGACGUAAUAGCCUGCAAAAUACAAAAGAUGUAACUGACAAUGAUACAGAUGAUGAUGACGAUCGGCUGCAUAUUGUAGAAGAUGCGCUUAGUAAUGACGAAGAAGUCGUUGUAGAAGAAGCUUAUAACAUUGAGUUUCAGAAACUACUAUCAGGUAGUGAAACUGAUAAUUUGGCUGAAUUAUCAAUGGAAGGUGAUUUGCUUGAAGUAUCAUUAGAUGAGUCACAAGAAUUGUGGCGUCUAUUAUCCGCUGUGCAGCCAACAAAGACAACAGAAGCAGCCACACUUGUAGAGCAACAUCAAAUAAAGCAGAAAAACAUGCAAUCUAUAUCUAAUGCAAACUCAGCAGCAGAAGAUUCGAACGAUAGUUUGCAGGUACAAAGCAGUCCAAAUAGCAAUAGUGGCAGUGCUUCAGGCCGCAAUCAUACUACAGUCAAAAAACGUCGCACAAUCGAUCCUGUGACUGGCUGCCCUGUACCACGAAAAAAGACGACUUCCUCACUAACCAAACAGGGUGCAAACUCUACACAGAAAAAAGUUGGGCGCAAGUCUGAUCUUAGCAAACAGAUCUUGGAUGACAAUGCAGAGAAUUUUACUCCAACAAAAUCAACGAAUGAUGGAGUUGCUGGUGCAACAAACGCACAAAUUUCAUCACAAAAGAAACGCAAACGCAUGGGAAACAAUAUUGUAGCAAGCGGGCAGAAAAAAUCUCAGCAACGUACACAAACGGCCUAUCAGGACGACGAUGAAGAGGAGUGUCGCGCAGAGAAUUGCCAUAAGCCAACUGGUCGUGAAGUUGAUUGGGUGCAAUGCGAUGGAGGCUGCAAUGAGUGGUUCCACAUGUUUUGUGUCGGCCUUAAUCGAAAUCAAAUCAAAGCGGAUGACGAUUACAUAUGUGUGCGCUGUUCAAAGGCGACUGUGGUGUCGCCGAGAGUCGCUGCAGCGAAUAUAACAGCCGCAGCAGUUAGUGGCGCUAAUGUUGUGACAUUAAGUAACAACAAUAACAAUAAAAAUAAUGCAAAUAGCAAUACAAUCCAAACACACGCAAGUCUGCCGGCAACAAGCGCUGCAACAAAUAUUCGCAGCGGGCGUACGCAAACAGCUCGGAUCUUGUUAAUAUUAAGUGAAUUGGGGUCAUGUCAUUUUAAAAACUUGAUCAAAGGAUGGAUACCUGAGGUAACAGGUCGUCUGAAAAACAAUAAUAGGUGCGUGCCUGUAUGAAAUUUAAAAGGUAGGUUAACACAAUGAUUUCCAUGACUUUGAAGAAGUAUAUAUAGUAUAUAAUAAAAUGUAUUAGUAAAUAAAAGUUCCAACCAUUCAGAGGUAGGUUGUGAUCGGUCUGCCGCUGUCUUGAUACUUUUUAAUAAUAUGUUAUAACAGCUAUCUUUUAGUAUUAGACUUAAAGAUGUCCAUCAUGCACGUUUAACAUAAACUUCAAUUUUCCGCCUUAGAUGCCAAUGUCGUUACAUCAAAAGUUUUGAUGAUUUCAUAUUCGAUUCACAUACGAUUCAUGGAAAUGAAAUUUGCUUGUGUAAUUGGUCGUAUAGAUUAAAACGUUGGAUAAAUACCAAGUACUAGACCUCUACAGACUGAGGUAAUUCUGAAGUAUUUAUUGACAUCAAUACUUAAUUAGUAUUUCACGUCCUCGGGCUCUAUUGAAUCAAGAUUGCCGUGGUUGAUUCCGAUCUACAUUACUUUACGGUUGGGUACCUUACGGUUGGGUACUUCAUUAUUUCACUAAAAUCUUUUAUAGUUAUUAUCAUAUAUAUUAUGUUACUUAUACUUAUUUUAACAUUGAGAUCUCAUUUAAGAUUAUGUUUUUGGAAAAAACAUGAGAGAAUCGAAUGCGUAUGUUUCACUAUUGAGAUUAGAUUUCAAAAGUAGCAAAUGUCUUUACUGUUUCUGAUGCGAUACACAGGACUAAGAAAGGUUUACGUUAACACUUACAAAUGGAUUGAGGUUGUUAAUUACUUCUGAAGAUGUGGCAGAUUGAUACAAAUUCCAAAUUGCUUGUAUGUUCGAGAUCAGAAAUACUGCUUAUACACUAGAUGGAUUGAUAAUUACCUGACUUGGAAUGGAAUGUAGAGGGAUACUCUAACCUACAUCUCCAAAAGUAUUUACGUCCAUUCGUUGGCUGUUCUUCUUGUAUCACUUUAAUGAUGUUGCCAACUAGCAUUAUCUACAACUUUUUAAGGCUUUCGUUACAUUUAAACUGUUUCAUUACUGAAUGUAUUUAUUAUAUAUGUAUAGAAUGUAUUUAUUGGGAUUGCGACUGUAACUUAACACCGACCGUAUGUAUUCAUCUAUUUGAUAGUCUUUGCUACUAACGUUUUUGUGUGGUUCAUAAUUCUACUUUGGUUUCGUCUAUAUUUUUUAUUAACCCAAUUCAUUGUAUUAAGUAAUCUGUGUAAAUAUUAUGUACACGUUAUGUAAAUAUUUCAUACAAAAUUUAAAUGUUAUAAUAUGGGAAUGACCUUAUCUUCUUCCCCAAAGGCUUAAAUAAAGAUAUAUAUAAAUAUAUCAUAUCAUAUCGAUACCGAUACCAACGAUAAGAUAUCAUUAUAAAAAUAGUCCAUUUAGCCUGAUUAACAAUUAAGCACUUCGAUCAAUCUUAUGGAGUCAUCGGUUUUCCUUUGUAGCGGUUUUCCUAUGUAUCAACUUUAAGAAAAGCUUAAGAAAAGCUUGUUUACUAUAUUAUAUACUAU